Fonsecaea erecta is the source of this 801-nucleotide messenger RNA. RefSeq lists its product as hypothetical. The transcript is spliced from 2 exons. The record is from RefSeq and is a predicted model, not a curated record. Bases 1 to 801 code for a protein of 266 amino acids. NCBI's taxonomy places the organism in Eukaryota, Fungi, Ascomycota, Eurotiomycetes, Chaetothyriales, Herpotrichiellaceae.
AUGGCGUCGAGGCAUAUGAUGUCGGCCGUGCCGCCCGGCUCGGGUUUGACGGUAGGAGACGAACAAUCGCAAAGUAUGACCAUGCAGCAGCAGCGUCGUGUGGCGGCUUUCUUCGUUCGCAGUCUCGACCAUCCCCAAGGUCAGCUAUUUCAAAUGGUCAAGCCGGAGGAUAUCUCGUCCGCGCCUCCCGUGGUGGUCAAACGACCUCCAAAGCCCGAAGUACGGCAGAUCUCUCUGCAGAUGCUGGCUCCGUGUGUCUUCUUUGUCCAGUAUCCCUGUCAACAAAAGUGCCGCAGCCUUGGAAUUUGCGUGCACUACCAGUUUGUGAUCGGUUGUCGAAAGUGUCCCGAUGGGCUGCGGUGUUCGGCUUGUGUGCAGAGCAAAACCGAGGAGGCCAUUCAAGCGAACCGCAAGUGUCCCCUCCAUCAAGACCCGGCGCAGGCGAAUCCCAUUAACAACCGUCCGGAAGACUUCCUGGCCAAUGACGGCCAGAAAGAAGUGUGCGACCAAGUGUUGCAGCGAUCGUUUGACUGUCAGUGGGACGAUAUCCCAACCGUUCCCAUCAGAAGCAUCGAGGAAAAUCCCUGGGAGAUUGGAUGGGGUGACUUUACCCGCGAAAGCACGCCCAAGGAUAUGCAGGACGUCAGAAUGUUAGAGAUACUGGAUGAAGAUAAAGUGAUGACCAUGGCCGAGCAGAACCCAUUCCAGAUGCAGACGGAGAUGGACAUGAGCAACGACACUUCCACACUUUUCGCUGGUCCGAGUGGAGUGCCAGUCGACAUGCUGCAAUUUUGUCCAUAG